AUGGAAGAAAAGCUUCUACCGGGGGCUGUUACCAGAAAGCGGGAAAGAAGAUAUCCACGCCUUAAGAACUGGGGCCUCUCAUUAAUAUGGACACUCUUUGCGUUACUCGUUCUUUGCAAUCACUAUAACCUGUACCCCAGAUCAUACCCCUGGGACAGCCUCAAAACUCUUAAAUACAGCGGUGAACACAUAACCUGGGUACCAUGCGGCGACCUGCACAACAGACCACUCGAGUGCAGCAGCAUCGAAGUCCCCAUAGAUCAAUUCGCAACAGAGAAACCAAACCCAGAAACCAAUCUCAAGGGCUUCACAAUCCGACUGAUCCGCCUACGCGGCGCAAACGCAACACAAAACAUUCUUCUAAACCCCGGUGGCCCAGGAUCUAGCGGCUUUGAAUUCCUCUACCGCCGAGGCGAUCAACUCAAGACCAUACUGGGCGAAAGUUUCCAUCUUCUGACAUUCGAUCCGCGCGGCGUAAACAGCUCAACACCAGCAGCGUCAUGUUACCCAGAUGCCAAGAUGCGACAAGAGAAGUCGCAUCUUCUAGCGCACGACGCUGUAACCGAUAGCCCCGAGAUCUACGCGUGGGCCCGGAACUUCGCUAAAGCAUGUGCCGAAACAAUGGGCGACUAUGCGCCGUACAUCAACACCCCGCAGACAGCAGCGGAUAUGAAUAGCAUCCUUGAUGCAGUGGGCCAGGAAGAUAUGAUAUAUUGGGGCUUCAGCUACGGUACGCUCCUAGGACAGACGUACGCGGGGCUCUUCCCCGAACGAUCGAAGCGGGUCGUUAUCGACGGAGUCGUGAACCAGUUCGAGUGGUACGAGGGCGUGGGUUUAUCCGAAGAUCUCACCGACACGGAGAGAGUGCUUGAUGGGUUCUUUGACGAAUGCAUGAAAGCAGAUGCUGGCAGCUGUGCACUCGCCUCACUAGCAACGUCGAAAGAAGAGCUACGCGAAACGGUCCUUUCGUCUCUAGACCAGCUCCGGCAUCAGCCAGUCGACGUAUACAUCAACAACACCGUCUACGGAAUCCUAACCUACGAACAGGUCUGGUAUUACGGUGUAUUUCACGCAUUAUACAAACCUCCACUGUGGUCGUCCCUCGCAGCGAAUCUCUACAGCCUAUUUCAAGGAAACGCAACACCCGCCUUCCUAGCCUAUAACGCGGCCGGAAAACGAAAUGACGAGUCCUCCGAUUUCGUCGAACUAAACGAUGGCCGCACAGGUCCAUCUCACUGGCCACAGGGCAAAGACCCACUUCUCGCACAGAUCACACCCUGGCUCAACCAGAGUCUCUUCAGAACAGGAUUCCUCACAAUGUACUACGAGAAACAGCAGUGGAAAGUGCCGAGGACGCAUCAGUAUGUGCCGCGGCGAGGUGUAGAGACUGCGCAUCCGCUGCUGAUCCUCUCGACUACCUAUGACCCUAUUUGUCCGCUUGUAUCGGCGCGCACGGCUAAUGAGGCUUGGGCUGGAUCGCAGGUUGUGGAGGUUGAGGGAUAUGGACAUUGUUCUGUUGCUGUGGCUUCGGUCUGUGCUGCGAAGCAUCUGCGUGCGUUCUUGCUUGGGGGGACGCUUCCUGAUGCGUAUACGCGGUGUAAGGUUGAUUCUGUGUAUUUUGGGAACCCGGAUGAACAUGGACGCAUGGCUGCCCAGGCGUAUUUUGAGGACCCGGAGGACCAAAAGAUUCACCUUGCGCAAUUGGAGCUCAUGGCGGGAUGGGAGUUUUCUCGUUCGACUGUGUGGUGA
This is a messenger RNA of Penicillium crustosum, 1749 nucleotides long. RefSeq names its product alpha/beta hydrolase. Lineage: Eukaryota; Fungi; Ascomycota; Eurotiomycetes; Eurotiales; Aspergillaceae. The record is from RefSeq and is a predicted model, not a curated record. Bases 1 to 1749 code for a protein of 582 amino acids. The transcript has a single exon.